This is a messenger RNA of Torulaspora globosa, 4275 nucleotides long. RefSeq names its product chromatin-remodeling ATPase INO80 (gene INO80). Lineage: Eukaryota; Fungi; Ascomycota; Saccharomycetes; Saccharomycetales; Saccharomycetaceae. The coding region runs from base 1 to 4275 and encodes 1424 amino acids. The transcript has a single exon. The record is from RefSeq and is a predicted model, not a curated record. Gene Ontology annotation, molecular function: ATP hydrolysis activity; histone binding; DNA binding. Gene Ontology annotation, biological process: chromatin remodeling; DNA repair; DNA-templated transcription. Gene Ontology annotation, cellular component: nucleus; Ino80 complex.
AUGUCGUUAGCAUCAUUGUUGAAUAAAGAGGACAGGGAUACGCCGUCUGUAGCAUCAAGAGAACCGGUGAUGAAUGGUAAUGUGAGCAAGGAUGAUAGGCUGAAGGCGUAUUUUCUGAGGGAGUUGAAUGAGAACUUCAAGAGACUUGGCCAGAGGGAUCUGUUGGAACAGCAAUAUCAGGACUGGAAGUUUAUCAAUCUGCAAGAGUUCGAACUGAUCUCAGAGUGGAACAAUCAAUCGAAGGAGUGGGGCAAUAGCGAUGCCUCUUUCGAACAGCUGUAUAGAGAGAUGCAAACGAUCAGAGAUGAGUGGGAUCAAUACGACCGGUACAAGAAAAACAAGCUCUCACUAAUCAGGGAGCUGGAUGUGGCUAAUGGGACGAAUGGUGUUGAGGUGGCCGAGGUGCCGUCCCGGGCCAAGCAGAGAAGGUCUGUGAAGCAAGUAACAGCUCGGCCACAAACUCCUCCUCCUCCUUCUCCACCACCACAAGUGGAGCGGCGACCACAAUUCACGACGCCAGUGAGGAGGAAACGUAAGCUGGAUCAGGAAGAACCGGUCCAGGAUGUUGUGGAGGAUCAGCACCCGAAGAAAGAGCUUGAUGAUGGUUCGGAGGACAUCGAGGAUGAUUUGGCUGAACAGGAAGAGAGUCAAAGUGAUGAAGUGGACGAGACCGGCGAUCAGGAAGCUGACCAUGAUUCGGAAGACUUGAAGGAAUCAGAGCAAGAGGAGCUUGCGCUUGAUGGGGAAGAAUCUUCCAGCGACGAGCAACUUGACACAGAGACCGCGGAAGUGGAAGUGGAAGUGCCAGCUAACUUUGAUGACGACGAGAACGAUAAGGACUUUUCUCCAGACGAUGAUGUUAAGUCUAUAACGUCGUCCAAGAAGGAUAAAUCGGUUAACAUGGAAAGCGAUAGAACGAGAAUCGUCCGCGAGCUGGUCAAGAUGUGUAACAAGAACAGAAACUUCAAGGCUAAGAAGAGAAAGUUCACCAAUGCGAACGUUACCGAGUAUAAUCCGCUGGACAAGAAGCUUGUCGUAAGGAUCACUUUGAAGCAGCUCCAUGUUAGGAAGUUGAAGAAAGCGAUCAAUGAAGCAAAGCGUGCCGCUGCUAUGGAGGAAGCCGCCAAAGAAAAGGCGGAGAAUCCUGACUUCGAGGCUUUAUCUCCAUCGGGAAAGAGAAGAAAGCUUCUACCGGGGGCAAACGGCGACUUACCCGAUGGUUCAUCAUUAACUUCAUCUCCAACAAAGCAUGGCUUGCCCACAUAUGGUCUGAAAAUGACAGCGAAGGAAGCUCGCGCCAUCCAACGUCAUUAUGAUAAUACUCUUUUCACCAUUUGGAAAGAUAUGGCUCGUAAGGAUUCUGCAAAAGUGGCACGCUUAGUUCAACAAAUCCAGUCUAUUAGGGCUGCAAAUUUUAAAAAGACUUCGUCUUUAUGUGCUCGAGAAGCUAGAAAAUGGCAAUUCAGAAACUUUAAGCAGGUCAAGGACUUUCAAACAAGGGCCAGAAGGGGAAUUCGAGAAAUGUCUAACUUCUGGAAAAAGAAUGAACGUGAGGAGAGGGAUUUCAAGAAGAAGGCAGAGAGAGAAGCCAUGGAGCUGGCGAGAAAAGAAGAGGAAGCCAGAGAGAAUAAGAGACAAGCAAAGAAACUGAAUUUCUUAUUGACUCAAACUGAACUCUACUCGCAUUUUAUCGGCAGGAAGAUUAAAACAAAUGAACUGGAGGGCAACAUGGCGGACCAUCAAUUAAGUCAACCUGGAUCGAUGAUGUCCGGUAUGAGCGGUCAUGAUAAAAUUGACCUUGAUAAUAUGAUUGCGAAUAAGAAUGAAUUUCAUAAUAUUGAUUUCGAUAAUGAGGAUGAUGAACAGCUGAGAAUUAGAGCAGCUCAAAACGCUUCAAAUGCUCUAGCUGAGACGAGAGCUAAAACUAAGGAAUUUGAUGACGAUGCUAAUGGCGAGGAGUUGAACUUUCAAAACCCCACUUCACUGGGCGAAAUCAGCAUUGAGCAACCAAAGAUCCUUGCAUGCACACUAAAAGAGUAUCAAUUAAAGGGGCUGAAUUGGCUGGCUAACCUGUACGAUCAAGGUAUCAACGGUAUUCUCGCAGAUGAAAUGGGACUGGGUAAGACAGUCCAGUCAAUCUCAGUUUUAGCUCAUUUAGCCGAGAAGUACAACAUAUGGGGUCCUUUCCUUGUGGUAACACCGGCGUCUACGUUGCACAACUGGGUUAAUGAGAUCGCUAAGUUUGUUCCUCAAUUCAAGAUUCUACCCUACUGGGGCAAUGCAAAUGAUCGUAAAGUUCUCAGGCGAUUUUGGGAUAGAAAAAACUUUAGGUACGGUAAGGAUUCCCCAUUCCAUGUUAUGAUUACAUCUUAUCAGAUGGUAGUAUCAGAUGUGGCAUAUUUACAAAAGAUGAAGUGGCAGUAUAUGAUUUUGGAUGAAGCACAAGCAAUCAAGUCUUCUCAAUCUUCACGCUGGAAAAAUUUAUUAAGCUUUCAUUGCCGUAAUAGACUGCUAUUGACUGGUACACCGAUUCAAAACAGCAUGCAAGAACUUUGGGCCUUGCUUCACUUCAUUAUGCCUUCGUUGUUCGAUUCCCACGACGAGUUUAAUGAAUGGUUUUCUCGUGACAUUGAGUCUCAUGCAGAAGCCAACACAAAAUUGAACCAGCAACAAUUGCGCCGUUUGCAUAUGAUCUUAAAGCCAUUCAUGCUUAGACGUGUCAAGAAGAACGUUCAAUCUGAAUUAGGAGAUAAGAUUGAAAUAGACCUCCUGUGCGAUCUCACUCAGAGACAAGCAAAACUGUAUCAAGUGCUGAAAUCUCAAGUUUCAACAGCAUAUGACGCUAUCGAAAAUGCUGCUGGAAGCGAUGAGGCAUCUUCAGACCAGAGUCUUAUCAAUACGGUUAUGCAAUUCAGAAAAGUUUGCAAUCAUCCGGACUUGUUCGAAAGAGCUGAUAUUUCUUCGCCAUUUUGCUUUUCUGAGUUUGGUCAGACUGCGGCUCUCAUUAAAAGUGAUGAGUUAGCCGAAGUCAUGUACUCUUCAACUAACCCAAUCAAAUAUCACCUUCCAAGGCUAAUUUAUGAAGAUCUGAUCUUACCCAAUUAUCACAAUAACAUCGCUAGUUUUGCAAAAUUAGUGAACUAUACCAUGAAUAUUUUCUCAUUGGCGGACAACCAGGAACUAUGUGAAGAACUCUCUCAUAUUACAGGUUUAGAGCUAUCUCAGUUCUCUCGAAUAGCCCACGAAUCCAUCGUGAACAGGGCGAUGCGGUUUUAUACCGAGAAAGACAUGAUGAAGGGAAAUCAGUCCAUAGCAUUUGGAGAUGACGAGAUCAGGAGUGAUAUUCGUGACUUACGUAUACCAGAACGAAUCACCCGAUUGGAGAAGUUAUCGAAUAUGACCACGGGAGGAGUUUUGCAAUCUUUGCUUAACAUUAAAGAGAAGGUAUACGAAGACCAAUAUUUUGGUUCAAUGCGACCAGCCUCAUGUCCUGCUGCGUCUGCCCCACCCAUCUCAAUUGAAGUAUUAGGCAGUAGCCAUGUUGUUAACGAGCUAAACCGUGAACUCUUCGAUCCUACUAUCUCCCAGGCAUUGUCGGAGAUAUCUCCAGUCACCCAGUAUAAUAUGCACAUUGAGAAGGGAAUACCUAUCGACAAUUUCCCAGCGUCUGCCCUUUAUCCAGAUUCCCUGAACAAAUAUUUUUCUUCUCAUAUAUCAAUGCCUUCUAUGGACAGGUUCAUUACUGAGUCCGCUAAAUUGAAAAAGUUGGAUGAGUUGCUGGUUCAACUAAAGAAAGACGGUCACCGUGUGCUGAUUUACUUCCAGAUGACGAGGAUGAUGGAUCUUAUGGAAGAAUAUUUGACGUAUAGGCGCUACAAGCAUAUCAGAUUAGACGGUUCUUCUAAAUUAGAGGACCGUCGUGAUCUUGUCCACGAUUGGCAAACAAGACCAGAACUAUUUGUUUUCCUACUGAGUACAAGAGCUGGUGGGCUGGGCAUUAAUUUAACUGCGGCAGAUACUGUCAUAUUUUAUGAUUCGGAUUGGAACCCAACUAUUGAUUCGCAGGCAAUGGAUAGGGCCCACAGAUUGGGUCAGACAAGGCAGGUCACGGUUUACAGGCUGUUGGUAAAGGGUACCAUCGAAGAAAGAAUGAGGGAUAGAGCCAAACAGAAGGAACACGUCCAACAAGUGGUUAUGGAAGGUAAGAUGCAAGAAAAGAAGGUUCAGACGGUAGAGACCAAUGUUGAAGAGCUGAAUACGAAACUAAAGCAAUAG